Molecule: messenger RNA, 3513 nt
Organism: Paralichthys olivaceus (Japanese flounder)
Lineage: Eukaryota; Metazoa; Chordata; Actinopteri; Pleuronectiformes; Paralichthyidae
Gene: zbtb22a
Product: zinc finger and BTB domain containing 22a
Biological process (GO): regulation of transcription by RNA polymerase II
Molecular function (GO): RNA polymerase II cis-regulatory region sequence-specific DNA binding; DNA-binding transcription factor activity, RNA polymerase II-specific; protein binding
Source: RefSeq, a predicted model, not a curated record
CGCUGGGGCGGGGUGAGCCCGGCAUGGCGGCGCACGGUCCGGCGUGAGUUUCCGAUCACGCAACGCUCAAUAAAAAAAAAAAAAAAAACCCUCCGGUGUCCGUCCGCACCGCCAUGAAACCCGCUCGUAAAGCACCAGCGAGGUCGACGUCGUCCGUGUCAUGGCGUCUCUUCACACUUUUAAAAAACCCCCGGACCAAGACACCCACUCGCGUCGUGCGUGAGGCCGGUGAUGCUGCGCUGUCAAGCGGCUAGCAUCGACUGUAGCUGCGCCUUCGGGCUAGCCGCUGUUAGCAUCUGCUAGCUUGAUUUUUUUUGUUUUUUUUUUACGACAUAAACAAGCGAUGACACUCGUGGGGGAUAUACACGCGGGAUUCAAGAUGAAAUAAUUCGCGGAUCUCCACGAAGCCGAUUUAAGUUGAAAACUCUUCGUGCGGACAUCGCAGGUGCUUUGAGGUGAGCUAACAUCAGCUAGCUCAACGUAAUGAUCAUCAGGUGGAUGCUAAUGCUUCAUAACAAAGCUCUGCUGUCUGACAUUCGUACUGGACACAAGGAUUAAUAGCAGAAAUAUUAACAGCUUUGUGCGACCAUGGAUCCGACCUGCAGCGCCUCGGCAGCUCCAGCUGGUCUGACCGUGCAGGUGUGUUUUCCUGGCGCUCGCGCUGCCGUUUUGGACAAUCUGAACCGUCAGCGGGAGGAGGGCAGGCUGUGCGACCUCUCCAUCCAGGUGCAGGGCCAGGUGUUCAGGGCUCACCGCUGUGUGCUCGCUGCCUCAUCGCCUUACUUCCACGACCAGGUGUUACUGAAGAAUGUCACAACAGUUUCUCUGCCCUCGGUUAUGGACCCGGUAGCUUUUGAGAGUGUCUUGAGCUCCGCUUACACCGGCCAGCUGAGCAUCGUGCAUGACGAUAUUGUCAACUACGUCACCGUGGCCAGUUUCCUUCAGAUGUGGCACAUUGUGGACAAAUGCACUGAGAUCUUGAAGAGGCCCCGGGUUCCAGUAGAAGUCCCCUCUGGAGAGGCCGCUGCAGCUCACCAGGGCACCGCAUCACGACAGCAAUCCCCCAGCAGCACCGACUGCUUGAAUUUGGAGAGGGAGGGAAGAAGGAGGGAGAGGAAGCCUGACGCUCUGCCCCCCUUAGCUACCUGGAGACGUCCGCAGCAGUUUCCUAGAUGGGGGCGUCCGCGGCCCUCAUCAGCCCAGCACUUAGCUGACACUCAACUCGACACGUUCCCCAGCUACACGGAGAGUGAUUACACCAGCUGCGAGGAGGCAUGGGUGUCAAGCCACGUAAAAUCCAGCCACUUUGCACAUGAUGGUCCUGGACACAGCAGCCGGCAUCACGGGGGGUUUGCCAGUGGAGAGACAUUAAAGCAGAAAGUCAGGUUUCAACAGCGGGGAGCGACGCCGAGUGCUGAUCGGCUGCUUGAUAGGAGCAGAGGAAGCGGAGAUGGUGAUCAGAACCAAGAGAAGAGAAAGAAUGAGAAGAGAGAGAUUGAGGCAGAUGAAGGAAUAGGUGACAAUGCUUCAGAGAAAGAGAGCUUCGCACAAAUGGGACAUUGUGCUGACCUGCACCAAGUUUCAAAUGAGAACGCAGAAGCCGCACAAGCCACAGGAAAGACUAGCGCGGACGUGAUGAAGGAAAAAGUGCAAAGAGAUUUGGUGGGAAGUGAUCACUCCUCCAACCUGCCCAGUGUUCAUGCUUACCAAUCAGGUGAUAGAGAUCUGGGCCCGUCCUGUCCGGAUUCAGCCCGGCAGCAGUGGCAGCCGGGUCCCUGGUCUCAUCAAGAGCACAGGCCUCAGGAAGGAGAGGCCGGCAGCUGCAGCAAGGAUGAGGAUGAGGACGAGGAGGAGGAGGAUGUGGAUUUUGAAUGUUUCACUGAAGGGACCUUUAACAGAGACACGUACGAUGAGAUUGAGGAUGGCACGGGACAGGUUUCCCAGAGGCCUUUGGUGCCUGCGUCUCCAGACUUCACCACGGCAGCCUCCGAGGGGCACUGGCCCUCCACCAGCGUGGGACAAAGUGGAUCAUUGACCUCCACCUCCAGUCGCCACUUGUCCCCAUCCUCUGCCGCUUUCCCUCCGCCCCCCUCACCCCCAACCCCCUCUUCAUCAUCCUCCGUCUCACUCGCCGGCGCCCCCUACACAGGAAAAGUCCACUUCUGCCACUGUGGCAAGGCCUACACUCUGAAGAGUAUGCGUGACCGGCACGUGAAGAUGCAGCACCUCAAUCUCCGGCCUUUUGGCUGUCCUGUUUGCACAAAGUCCUUCAAGAUGAAGCACCAUCUGACCAAGCACCUUAAGACCCACGGAGGGCUGCGGCCCUACGAGUGCGGCCUGUGUGGGAAGAAAGUAAUUUGGAGAGACAGCUUCCUCAGGCAUCAGGCUCGAUGCGAAAGACUUGCCUCCAGCUCCUCUGCGAACAGCCACAAUGCGAGCACAACUGCGGCAGAUAUGGAUGACAGCUACGGUUAUGGAUUUGACGAGGGUGAAGCUUUUCUCGUGACAGGAGGACAGGUGAAGGUGGAGGAGGUGGAUUUUCACGGGGGGAUGGAGGGCGGAGGGAUGGGUGGGCUGCUUGGCAGCGUGUCUGGGAUUGUGGAUGAGCUCAGAACUCAAACGCAAAAUCUGGACACUGGUCACGUUUUUAAAGAGGAGGCGAGUGAGAGCUUUGGCGGAAACUAAAUAUUAAUGUGAAACAGGUUUGUGGCACCUGAACUGUAUGUAGAUAAAUACAUAUAAGACGGACAAUGCAUCACAUGAUCACUUUGAAAGUCUACGGACACGAAUCAUUGAGGGUUUCUUUGAGAAGCUGCUUUAUUCGUUUUUUAUGUGCAUACAUUUCAUGUAAUGGGUAAAAGCUUCAUUUGUGCAGUGUCAUGUAAACUCAGUUCUUGUUUUGUGAUGCUGUAAACUGUACAUCUUAAACAAGCCAUCCUGUGAAUGUACUCCAAUAAAUUUAAAGCAACACUCUAUAACCUGUACUUAGCAACAGCGCCCUCUAAAGCCACCUGUUAAUUAUUUCUGUUGGGAUCCGUGUCCGAGCGAUUACGUGGAUUUCAUCAAGAGAAGAAACCACUGAAACAAACCCACCGAACUCUUUAGAUUUCACGGCUGAAUAUUGGAGAUAAACUCCAGUUCAGCUUUACUCUUCAACUUGCUGGAAAUGAUUCUGACAGAUGAAGCUGAGACUCUCAGUCAGUUCCAGACUUCUCACAGGAAAUCGAACCCACUCACCAAAGCUCCAGACGUUCAGACUGAGUGGGAAUGAAAGAGGCACUUUAAACUACAAACGUUGCAUAGUGUUGCUUUAAUUUGCAUUUUGCACAUCGUUUUUUAAAUAAAUCUGUACACAUGGGUCAAUCUUGAUAUAUAAGUUAAUAAAGUUUGGAUGUUAGAUUGUUGAAUGCUGUGACUCGUUCUAUAAAACCCCCCUCGCUUCACAUGAACAGAUCCUAAGUGAGAUAGGAGGGAAAAUAUUAGAUGUUUGAUGAUAAUGAAAAUGAAAUGAAA